This is a messenger RNA of Penicillium cinerascens, 456 nucleotides long. RefSeq lists its product as uncharacterized. The transcript has a single exon. NCBI's taxonomy places the organism in Eukaryota, Fungi, Ascomycota, Eurotiomycetes, Eurotiales, Aspergillaceae. Bases 1 to 456 code for a protein of 151 amino acids. The record is from RefSeq and is a predicted model, not a curated record.
AUGUCCAUGUAUCAGAACCUCGAAGAUGCAAUAUGUCUUAUGGCAUUAACCCCCUACCGUCUACCAAGCCUGGAAGAAUCGACACGAGAUACGGAAACCACAGAGAAUGAUAAAGUGUCACUUUCGGAUUCCAACGACGAAGAAUAUAACGACCUAGAAGAUCCAACGGUGUUGGGCACCGAUCCAGAACACGAAAAAUACGGCAUCGACCUAAAGAAUCAAUUCCUCGACCGGUUUGCCGAAACAUUAGCUCGUUUCAAGACCGACCCUAAAACCAAGACAAGGAAUGAUGCGAAACAUGUGUCCGCAACUAUGAUGGUCUGCCAUGAAGCCGAGAAGCACGUCAAGAUAUUCUGCGCUAAGAAUGAGGGGCUUGAGGAGGAAGAUGAGGGCUUUUUAUCUAGAUGGAAGUUACGAAUGGAAACUAUCGCGAGGAAAGGUUCGUUCGAUUUUUAA